Prunus armeniaca (apricot) is the source of this 378-nucleotide messenger RNA. Lineage: Eukaryota; Viridiplantae; Streptophyta; Magnoliopsida; Rosales; Rosaceae. The record is from the annotation of a GenBank genome assembly.
AUGAGAUGCGUUUUGACACCAGGUGGUCCUUACAUACCUUUACCAAACGAAGAAAUUAUAGCAAGAGUGACGAAACAGGUUUUGGCUUUAUUCCCAUCAUCCCAAGGUAUAGAAGUCACUUGGUCAUCUGUUGCCAAAAUUUGGCAAUCUCUCUAUCAGGAGGCACCUGGAAAAGAUCCGUUUAGACCUGAUCGGAAGAGACCUGUAAAAAUUUCUUCCUUGCCGGAUCGUACACAAAACAAAACAGAUUUUCCGUGGUUGCCAUAUCGUACGAAGAAACGCCAAAAGAAGCAGAAUUAUCUUGAUCUUCUUUGGCACGACAAUGCUGGCUCUUCUGACGGCAUGGUGCCUCUGCAGCAGCAGCUAUUGUAUACUUAG